UCACACCUUUCCUUCACAUCCACGAAAUUAAACAGAAUCAAAAUCAAAUCUAAAUCAAUCUUCAACUUCACGCGCUAACUUCAAAACAAUAUUUUUAAAAUUAAAUCCACCGCCUACGACACUCACAUUACUCUCUUCACGUUCUUCUCUCUCAAACAACUAUGGCUUCUCAACUCCUUCAUUUUCCACGCGCUACCGCGCACCGGACCAACCACCAGUUACUUUUCACCACUACCUUGCUAACACGCCGCCAAAUCGAUCCUCGAAAUGGACGAAACAGAGUGAGGAUUAAGGCUUUGAAUGGAGGAGAUUCGUACUUGGACAUGUGGAGGAAGGCCAAAGAGCGCGAGGGGAAGGACAUUGAGUUUCUAAAGAUCGCCGAUACGUUGGCGGAGAUUGAUGGUUCUGAUGGUGAUGAUAAUGUUGGCGGAGAGGAACUCGAUAAGAAGAAUGAGGAGUUUCAGAAGCUUCUGGAAGUUUCAAAGGAGGAGCGUGACCGUAUUCAGCGCAUGCAGGUGAUUGAUCGUGCUGCUGCGGCCAUCGCGGAGGCUCGCUCGCUCCUCGAGCAGAGAAAGGAGUCAGAGUCUUUAGUGAAGAGUGGGAGUGGUGAUGCUAAUUCUGUUGUGAAGAGCGAGAGUAGUGGAGCAAGUUCUGUGGUGAAGAAUGAGAAUGGUGGAGCUGUUGGGGUUCCUCAAGGAGGAACGCAGAAUGUUAGCAUUUUUGUACCUCGGUCAGAAACUUCUGGAAAUGGAACGCCAGGUCCAGAUUUUUGGACCUGGAGGCCCCCUCAAGAGAAUGAUGGAAGUUUGGAUGAUGAAUAUGACUUGCAAAUGGCUAUGAAGUCUCCUGUCUAUCCUUCUACUCACCCAGUGAUGGAGAAAACACAAUCCAUGGAUAUUCUCCCAAUUCCAUUUGAGAGUAAACUUUCCGACACCAACCACAUCGCACUUCCCCCGUUUCAGUCUUUAGUUGAGGUUCUGAAAGAAAAUGUUUCUGAGGCGAGUCAAGCAGCGCCUUCCUUAGAAGAAGAACGCGAACUUGGUGCUCUGUUUUCAGCCCACGCAGCAGAAGCGGCAGAUGCUCUUGACAAGGUUGAUGAAUUAUUUACUCAGGGAUAUAAUCCAGAUGGUUCAAGGUGGUGGAAGGAGACUGGAAUCGAGAAAAGACCUGAUGGUGUGAUCUGCCGGUGGACAAUGACCAGGGGUGUUAGUGCCGAUCAAGAUGUUGAGUGGCAAGAGAAAUUCUGGGAGGCGGCUGAUGAGUUUGGUUACAAGGAACUUGGUUCAGAGAAGUCAGGACGUGAUGCAACGGGUAAUAUCUGGAGUGAGUUUUGGAGGGAAUCAAUGAGGCUGGAGUGUGGCAUUAUGCAUCUUGAGAAAACUGCAGAUAAGUGGGGAAAGAAUGGAAAAGGUGAAGAGUGGCAAGAGAAGUGGUGGGAACAUUAUGAUGCCUCAGGUCAAUCGGAAAAAUGGGCCCACAAGUGGUGUAGCCUUGACCCUCACACACCCCUGGACAUUGGUCAUGCUCAUGUUUGGCAUGAAAGGUGGGGUGAAAAAUAUGAUGGACAUGGUGGUAGCAUUAAGUACACUGACAAAUGGGCUGAGCGGUGGGAAGAUGAUGGCUGGGCGAAGUGGGGUGACAAAUGGGAUGAAAAUUUUGAUCCAAAUGGUCAUGGAGUCAAGCAGGGAGAGACAUGGUGGCAAGGUAGGCAUGGAGACCGCUGGAAUCGUACUUGGGGUGAGCGUCACAAUGGUUCCGGAUGGGUUCACAAGUAUGGAAAGAGCAGCAGCGGGGAGCACUGGGACACAAAUCAGCAGCAAGAGACAUGGUACGAGAGAUUUCCACAUUAUGGCUUUUAUCACUGCUUCGACAACUCAGUCCAGCUCCGGGAAGUUCGGAAGCCAUCCGAGUUUGUUGAGCCAUAAUUUCUCAUGUCUUCAGGUGGAAAGGAAAUAUAAAGGAAGUCAUAUGUAAUAAAGAAUCAAUAGUUCCUUGCUAAGAAAAUAGUAUUACACAUGAAUAACAGGUUUUUUUUUUUUGUACUAUUAGUGUUUUUCGCACUUUUUGGAUUAACUUAUGAACAGAUUUCUUUAUUCUCUCCUUUUUUAUCAGUAUAAUGUAAUGCGUUGUGCCCUUAUAAUUUUUCAA
Messenger RNA from Mangifera indica (mango), 2148 nucleotides. RefSeq lists its product as uncharacterized. Gene Ontology annotation, cellular component: chloroplast stroma; starch grain. Bases 162 to 1925 code for a protein of 587 amino acids. Gene Ontology annotation, molecular function: starch binding. Gene Ontology annotation, biological process: regulation of starch metabolic process; starch metabolic process. The record is from RefSeq and is a predicted model, not a curated record. NCBI's taxonomy places the organism in Eukaryota, Viridiplantae, Streptophyta, Magnoliopsida, Sapindales, Anacardiaceae. The transcript is spliced from 4 exons.